Nakaseomyces glabratus is the source of this 1836-nucleotide messenger RNA. RefSeq names its product HEAT repeat domain-containing protein (gene TPD3). Gene Ontology annotation, molecular function: protein binding; protein phosphatase regulator activity. Gene Ontology annotation, biological process: protein dephosphorylation. Lineage: Eukaryota; Fungi; Ascomycota; Saccharomycetes; Saccharomycetales; Saccharomycetaceae. The record is from RefSeq and is a predicted model, not a curated record. Gene Ontology annotation, cellular component: cytoplasm; protein phosphatase type 2A complex.
AUGGCCGAUAAUCAGAACGGAAAUGAAGGGGAUCUGCACCCACUAGCCUUGUUGAUGGAUGAGUUGAAGCACGAUGAUAUUGCUAAUAGGGUUGAGGCCAUGAAAAAGUUGGAUACCAUAGCCAUUGCUCUAGGUCCAGAAAGAACUAGGGAGGAAUUGAUUCCUUUUCUUACUGAAGUGGCCCAAGAUGACGAGGAUGAGGUCUUCGCCGUCUUGGCUGAGGAAUUAGGGAAAUUCGUUCCUUUAGUAGGCGGUAGUCAAUAUAUUAAUGUCUUAUUUCCUACAUUGGAAAUACUUGCAGCUACAGAGGAGACAUUGGUAAGAGAAAAAGCCCUAGCAUCUUUGAAUAAAGUUGUCAAAGACAUGACAAUUGAGCAAUUACUACAUGACUAUGUUCCUUUACUGGACAGGUUGGCCAACGCUGACUGGUUCUCAUCAAAAGUUUCUGCAUGUGGUCUUUUCAAAGUUGUGAUAAGUAGGGUCAAGGAUGAUACAUUGAGAAAAAAUUUACUGGCUUUAUACUCACAAUUGAUACAAGAUGACACACCUAUGGUCAGGAGAGCUGCAGCAAGAAACUUACCAUCCAUUAUUGACCAACUACGAGAAAAUCCCGGUCUUUCAUGUGAAGACGAUUGGGAAUACGUAUCCGAGAUGUUCAAGAAAGUUAUUACUGAUAAUCAAGACUCAGUUAAGUUUCUUGCUGUCGAAUCAUUAAUUGCCAUUCUUAAAUUUUUCAACGCAAAAGGGGACUCUAGUCAUACUGAGGCGUUGUUGGCAUAUGCCUUGAAGCUUGCAAAGGAUGAGGCAUGGAGAGUAAGAUACAUGGUAGCUGAGAAAUUCGAGGAUUUGGCAGAUGAGAUUUCUCAACUAGACAAAGUUGUUGAUCAUCUUCUUGAACCUUUCCUAAGUUUGUGCGAGGACAAUGAAGGUGAUGUUAGGAAAGCUAUUGCUGGCCAUGUUAGUGGAUUUUCCAAGCACAUUAAAGAUGCCUCAAUAAUUGAAGCAAAAAUUAUUCCAGCUAUAUACACUCUGAGUAUCGAUGAAAAUGAGACUGUGAGAGCUUCCUUGGCGCAAAGUAUAACUGGUAUGUCCUCAUUACUUCCAAAGGAGAGUGUUACUGAAAACUUGCUUCCAAUUGUUCUCAACAUGUUAAAAGAUGAGUUCCCUGACGUAAGGUUGAAUAUAAUUGCUAGUUUGAAAAAUAUAAAUAAGGUUGUGGAUACUAAAAUACUUUCUGAAUCACUGAUACCUGCAAUAAAUGAGCUAGCCAAAGAUAUCAAUUGGAGAGUAAGAAUGGCUAUAAUUGACUACUUACCAGUAAUUGGUGAACAACUUGGCAAAUCUUUCUUUGAUGAGCAGUUAAUAGACCUGUGCAUGACUUUGUUAUGGGAUCCUGUUUAUGCCAUCAGAAACGCCACUGUUAAAAUUUUAACUAAAUUAACUGAGUUUUUCGGAUCCGACUGGUGCAGAGAUGAAAUUCUAACUAAGUUGUUAACAGUUGACGCAGAGACAUUAGAAAAUUUUAUUUACAGGUUUACUGUUUUAUCGGCGUUGAGGGAGCUAACUUCAGCUGUAAGUAGUGAUAUUACCUUGGAGCAUAUUCUUCCAUAUAUUGUUAAGCUUUCUGAUGAUAAGGUGCCUAAUAUAAGAUUCAAUGUGGCUAAAGCCUACACGGUUAUCUGUGAAAAUUUGAAAAAUAAUAAAACAAAGAAUUUGAAAGAAAUUUUCGAAGAAAAAAUGUUACCUUCUUUCAAGAAAUUACAAGGCGAUAGCGAUGUAGAUGUAAAAUACUUUGCCAAUGAAAAUUUGGAAAAGUGUCAGUUGCUGAUCAAUUAG